This is a messenger RNA of Boeremia exigua, 1020 nucleotides long. RefSeq lists its product as uncharacterized. NCBI's taxonomy places the organism in Eukaryota, Fungi, Ascomycota, Dothideomycetes, Pleosporales, Didymellaceae. Bases 49 to 873 code for a protein of 274 amino acids. The transcript has a single exon. The record is from RefSeq and is a predicted model, not a curated record.
CUCCUAAUUUGGACCGGUAUCAGAAUCCAGACUUGUUAUACCGAGACAAUGCCGCUCUGCACCCUUCACCUCCUCGCCCUCCACAAUACCACGCCCAAUCCUCUGUCCACUUUCUUGUCAACCCUCAAGUCCAGCACUGUAAAGCCACUCGUAGUUUCUCGUGUACUCCGAUGGAUUAUCCUACCCACUAAGAUCUCCACGGAGCACCUCCUUGCCCGUAACAUACGAUGGGACAUCCUCCUGGUUCUCCCCAGCACCGACAGUCUCCCCAGUGACAUUACAAGACUAGUCGAACACCACUGGAGCGUCACAGCCGGCGUGCCUUCCCGACUCACCAAAGACUUUGAUCAAACAAACAAAACCCUGCUGCAUCCCGACCCGGUCACCGUGCCACCGCUCAGCGAUCCAACCAAGGCGAAACCAACAACACAGUCAAGCCAAGACCUCGAGCUCUCCGCCGAACUAAACGCCUGGAUCGACGAAUUCGUUAGCAGCAACGGGAAGGCAGGCAAAGGCGCCGUCUCCAUGUUCAACCUGCUCGCCUUCAACCCCGGCAUGAAAGACCAGUAUCUCAAGUACGGCGCCGCGUUCGCCGCCAGCAUCGGCGCGCGGCACGGCGGCAACGCGAAGAUCGUCGGCAACGUGACGGGUGUCAACGGCCGACACGAGAGGGUCGAGGGCGACUGGGAUGAGAUUGCGCUCGCGCACUAUCCCAGCAUCGAGCAUUUCAGGGACAUGCUGACGAGCGCGGAUUACCAGGAGGUUAAUCAUAGGCAUAGGGUGGGCAGUUUGCGGGAUACGUGUAUUUUGAUGACGAGCGAGAUUGCAGUUGAGGCGGUGCUGGGUCAGGGUGAGGGGAGAGCCAGACUGUGAGGCUGCGGGCCGCCCUUUAGCCCUUUUGGCGCGUCUAUAUGUAAGGACUGGAGACGUCUGCGAGACCUCACGUAUUGCCUGGGUGCAUAGAAAGAAGUUUAUCGAGGCCUGAAACUCACACUUGGAAUCCCGGAGUACGAAGAGCGA